CUGGAACUUCUUAUCACACAGCUGAACAAACUAACUGUACAUUCGAAGUUUCUUCUCUACUGCGGAUAGGGGAACAAAACGUCGACGCCAUAAGCAAUAAAUUUACAUGGGAUAUUAACAUGGAUGCAGAGGGAUCUUAUCGGCUUGAGCUCGAACCACAGAAACAGAACGUCUUCGUAACGCAGUUACGGUAAAGUUGCUUUUAAUUUCAGUUUGUGCAUAUUUAACAGGCUAAAUAUACGAGAGUAUUCUCUUCAAAAAUUUUGCGGUUUUUCGUCGACAGGGAAGACGAGGAAGAUGAAAGCGAGGUUCGCAAAUUUCCCAUCGUUAAAGAGGUAUGUAGUGCAUGAAGUUCUUUCCGCAAUUAAUUCGUACACGUAGUUGUCCGUAACUCGCGUGUUUACCACUAUUGUUAACUUCGAAUUUUUUGUCACGGGUUUUGGUAAACAAUUUGUGGUAACUUCUGCCUAAAUCUAGAGGAUCUGUUAUGUGAAUGAUAUGUGUAGUUUAAUCCCGGAGAUUAAUAUACUCAAAAAGACUUGCACAUGAUGUAAGUCAGUUUAGAUUAACAAGCCGGAGGCAGACGAAACAUCUGUCAGGGGCAGAUUUAUCUGUUUUUAAAAUUUUGUGCGCAAAUGAGUGGUUAAUUUUGCUUCGAACUCUUUUUAUGUCGUUUAGGUAAAAGAUAUUAUAUGGAUGUAAAAAUAAAAUCAUUGCAAAAUCAAGAGUUAGUGUUUUCAUUGAAUUAAUAAAAAUGCGACAGAUACCAUAAUUAUUGUCAUUAACUAACAUAAAAAUGUUUUGAUCAUCAGUAAGUAAAAUGGUGGGAAGACAUGUAAGAUAUUAUUCAAGGAAAAUGAAAAGAAAUUACUUUCACCGUUUAUUUAAGAUAUCUUUGCCUGUAAACUGCCUCUCCAGAGUUAUACAGCUGUAGGCCCACCUUCCUCAAACCGGUAAAUGAAAAAAGCCUCUUUUUCAAAUGUACUGAAAUAAACUUGACUUAUUAUGAUGUUCUGAAGCUUAAUUAAAAACUAGUAAAUUCGAAAGGUAUUUUUCUAUAAUUUCCGGUUAUAUAAACCCCCUCGUGCCAAAAGUCUUGCUACAGCACUGAUCAUAUAUCUAUGUAUUCACACCCCUCUUUUGAUGUUAAUUGUUUUGCAGUCUGCAAGCAAACUACUUGACACAGGACUCAAUACUGUUCAGUCUACCCUGCUGCUCAAGAAACAAGUGGAAGUGGAAAAGGUGCAGGAAGACUUGGAUAUUAAAAGACGACAGUUUGCAGAGCGUAUGACAGCUUGCAAAAGGAAGGAGGAGGAGCUUAAAAAGAAGCAAACCCAGGUUUGUAUGUAUAAUUUUCAAAGAAAAUUUUGUAGACUGGUUAUUUCCCAAUUUCUACAUUGCUGGUUUUCCUUGUCACGUAUGUCAUUCAAAACAGAACAAAAUAAAAGUCAAAAAAAGUUCAAUGGACAAAGUCCAGAAUCUGGGAAAUGAAAUGAGGUAAAUAUGCAGAGACCCUUGCCAAGAUUCAGAGGAAUAAUUUGAUACAUACGAGAUAUCCGAAGAAAUGUUUUACCCAAAUUUAUAGAGAUUUAUAUGGAGAUGCUAUGGUGGUGCCCAUCCGGAUGGGCACCAACAUUGCGGAUGGAAGCCAACAGAAAGAUUGAGUUUUACCGAGUUUUGCUUCAAAAGCGUGAAUUUAUUCCUCGAGGAACUCAUAAACAUUAAAGUGAUAAUUUUUGUAAUGCAGGGUGUUCAUUAGGCAUCGGAGAUCGGAGUAUUCUUCAUUUACUACGCAGAAUUCUCCAGCUAAUGGUCAAUAGCCUUAGGACUAUUUUUUACUCAGACGUGUAGCCUCUCAAAAAUAAUAUUCUUCUGCAACGUUGAACCUUUCUCUUGCUGCUAGAAUUCUUAACCCGUUCGCUCCUGGAAAUUUUCCCAAAAAACACUUUUUGAAUCUAUGGUAGUUGAGUGGUUCUCUGGUCACUGUCAUGCUAUAAAGAACUAAAACGUACCACAAAGCCGUUUACAGCUCAUACACUUCGCAGCAUUCUGAUCCAGAUGCAAAUUAUAGGCUUGUUGAAGUUCAGGCAUGCACAGAAAGCAAAAUUUCGAGAUGUUUUUUGGGUUUAAAACUUUUAAAAAAAUUGAACUUUUUUGAAGCGAAAAUUUACUUGAAAAUUAGUUUUCAGCCACUCUAAUACAUCAUUCGACGUAAAAUCUCAGUAGGAUCGACAGCUUUGUAGUUUGAAUUUUAGUGGUCAACGUGAUGUGAAAACCAACAAUAGAUUACAGGCCUAUGCUUUUGCAGUACUGGUGGCUUAUGACAAAGAUUGUCCUUAAUUGGGAUCGAAAUGACAAAUGAUGACUUUUUUGGUUUAAGUAACUAAUAUUUGGAACUGGCCACUUAAAGGCCAUAAACUCCAGCACUUUUUACGGUGUCAGAGUACACGUAGCUCACUGCUACAGUCUCGAGCAAAACUUGACAGUCAUUGUCGAGCUACAUGACUCCAGAUUUCCGUUGCUAGGAAAGUCUUGUAUGAACAUUGUAUGUACACAACAAUAAAUAUGGCACAUGCAACUGAGUUCUCUCAGCAGGAGUCAAACCGGCUAUGACUUUCUGCUUACCAGUACAGAUGUUCUACACCACUGAGUUUCAGGAGACUCUUGAGAGCUCUUACUCUCCUUACUGUCAUUGUCAAAUAUUAGUUUUCCCCAAAAUAUUAUUUUUCCUAGAGUACGGCCUUGAAUAACCCUACUGUACUCUUUAUGUAUGUUCUGGCUUUUGGGUGGUGCGGGCAAACCUGUGUUAAUGGCAAGCUGUCCCCUAGCCUAAGAUUGCAGAGUAUAUCCAAUUUACUGGUCAAGCACAGGUUGACUAUAUUAAUACAAGUUUGACCACAACCAAAGAGUACCCAUGAAAGGAAGUUGCUGAAAAAGAAUGGUAUACAUCACAAGUCAAGUAAAUAUAUUGUAUCUUCCUUCCUUGUGUGCGUUCAACCUACCCCCGUACCUCAAAAAAAAAAUAAUAAUAAUGACAUCACAUUUACCUCCUUUUCAUCCCAACAGAUUCGUGAAAGAGUGAACAAGUUCGAAAAGUUCAUCGAAGAAAAUGAUGCAAAAAGAAGAAGAGCCAUCCAAAAGUACCAAACAGAAUUAAAACUUAAAAACCAGAAAAACGGAGAACUGGAUGUAUUAACUAUCGAGUUAGAACAGUUGAAAGCAAGGUGAGCCCUUGGAUGGAGGAAGAGGAUGGGGGGUUAGGGGUUAAAACUAAGUGAUAGAGGUAUGGUGUAUUAGAAAAUAUGCAAAUUAAUAAAAGAAACUGCUAGACCUUCUCAAAAAAUCUUACAAUGCUAAAGCUAUGCUAAAGCUUGCCUUGGCCUUAAAAAUAUGAAUUAGUGUGUGUAAAAUAUCUCCCUAAAAGUCACUAAAAUUUUAUACUAAGUAAGUCCAAUCACUAUACAACUGUAGGCUACAAUGAUUCCUGUACAAUAUUCAAAUGCAUUUAUAUUUUUUAUUUUAAUGCUUUAUUUUUAUCUAAAACUCUUCGGCAGGUUAAAUCAAUAAGAACUCUUGAGUGCUCAACAUAUUUUAAUGUUAUAAUUUUCAAAAAAGGCCACAUAAUUUCCAACAAGCCAAAAGUUGUCAAAUAAAUAGUUUCAAGUAAAGCACCCAAUCCGUUAUUGCAACAGUUUAAAUUAGGAUUGUGAUUGCAUUUUCAGACUUCUAAUGCUCUAGGUGAGGUGAUAUGUGUUUUUAGUGGUACUCAGCUUAUUAUUUUAAAGAGUUUUUACUUAUUUUACUUAAUAUCUGAACCAAAAGCCCUUCUCAGUACCUUUGCUAAACACUUUAAGUGAUAUUAAUAAUAAAUUUAUUUAUUAUUUGUAUUAUUCAGGAAUGAGGGUCUACAAGCAAAACUGGCCAAGUAUUCUGUUUAUGAAAAAUUCCUGAUGAAAGUUCUUGACCAGUUACCAGAAGGUACAAUAUUUCUGAUUAUUAUUAUGCAUUGUACUCAGUAUCUAUCUUCUCACUGGCUAUAAAGAACCUACAGUUAAUUUUGGAAAUCAGUGCAACCUUCAGUUUAGUGUAGGUUGCAAGCACAAUGCAUGAUUUCCAAGAGCAAUGUCAAAUCAGUUCUGUGUGACAGUGUCUUACUUUGUCAUUAUUUAUUUCAAAGCAAUGCAUACACUGUAAUUAUAAAACAAUAUUAUUAGAUUAAGUUAUCAAUAUCCAGAAUAGUCAAGGUCUCAGUAAGUGAUCAGCCUCAGCCUUUGGCUUGGCUUAUAAUACUUACCUCAACUUUGAUUAUCCUAGAUAUCACAAAAACCUCAUCCUUUAAUUGUUUAUAAGAAGUUGUUAUAUAUGGCUCUACUCUGUUCAGAAUUCAUAUUUAUUUAACCCUUUUAAGUCCCAAACAUCCACUUAAAUAUUCUCCAGACUGAUCUCCAUUUUCUUGUAACAUUAGUGGAAAUUUAAUAGUACUAGUGGAGAGAAUGGUAAAGAUCUGUUGGUGAUCAUUUUAUUAAUUAUGUAUAACCUUUGUACUUGAUAAUGUAUUGAAUUGUUAGGAGAAUAUUUAUUUUGGCCACUCUUGGGACUAGAAAUGUUAACAAAUUUAAUUUUCCAUUCUGCAUUUCACUUGUUAGACUAUCUAGAGGCUAAUGACUCCAUGCUGAUGGGAAUAAUGAUGAGAUUUAGAACAUUGAGUGCUACCAAUCAAUCUCUUGUACAGAUGCUUAUAGACACUUCAGACCAGGUACACUUACAGCUCCUGUUUGAGAAUGAGUUGUGGAAUACCCUUCUAACUUGUACUGAAAUGAAUUCAAAUUUACGAUGUUUUGAAACUUAAAAAAGUGAGUAAAUUCAAAGACUAUAAUUUUGAUCACCCUUAUAGCUUGUCUUGAAACACUUUUUUUAAGUCCUUGAUAAACCGUCCCAGAUAUAAAGCCCCCCAUUUAUAAGCCCUUCUAAGACCCCAAGUACGAAAAAAUAUUUGCAAGCUGUCACGAUUUGAGCCUGCAUAAACAGGCAGUAAGAAGUGAAUUUAACAACGAAAUAUCAGAGCGCACUCCCAUAAAAAAAUGUUGUUUACUUUUCCAACCAUGUCCAAUACCAGCAUUGUCAGCAAACAUUCUUUUGAGCAGUCCCUGCGGUCUCACAUUAUUUUUUGUGCGUUAAUAAAAAUCUUUUCAGGUAGAGACAGAGCAACAGAAACUCCAGGAUUUGAAUCAAGAACACACUCAAGACCUGCUGGUCAGUUGUGCAGAAUCAGUAUCAUUUAUUAGUAAUAUUUGCAUAAAUUAAUGUUAAAACUGGUUCUUGCCCCCCUCAGCAUGUGAACAAUCUUUCAGAGUUUUUUUGGUUCAGGAGAUUCUUAUUUCCCAAUAGCUGAAAAAGCUUUCAUAACUGGGAAAAUCAUUUUAUUCAGAUUAAUAAUAUUAAAUUAAUCUUUAUUGAAAUUCAUUUCUUUAUAAAUUCUUUUAUUUGCAGCUGAUGAAUAGUGAGUUGGCUGCGCUUCAAGAAAAACUUGAAGAGAGCAUGCAAAAGAAAGAAAAAAUUGACCAGUUCUUAAUCAACAGUAGGGGAAUUUUCAGGCAGCAGGUUAGGGCAGAAGAAGGAGAAGUUCCAGGCAUUCAGAUAGUGAGAAGAAGGCAAAAAAAAAGAGCGAGGGAAAAAAAAUAUCGCUUUUUUUUUUCACUUGCUCUAUUUUUUGCCUGCAAUCCAUUUUCUGAAUCACCUGGAACGGAGUACUAUACUUUUUCUUUUUAAACCUUUAAACCCUAAUAUCAAAAUUCAACUUCUCAUUCUUUGUCCCUAUAUGUUUUCAAUGGAAGUACUGGAAAGAAUUUGUUGAAGUGUCAAUAGAUUCAUCUUGUGUGACCAUGCCCUAAAUUCUCAUGACCAUGCACUCAGUUUUAUAAAGCAUUGAUAAUGUAUAACAAGGAGAAAUUUCAUGCUGAUCACCCGUAGGGCUUAAAUGGUUAAAACAUUAUAUCUAUAGGAGAGUUAAGAGGAGAGAGAAUUGCUCUUGUUUCUAAACAGAGCAAUAUGCUUUUUUGGGGUAGUGCUGUUGUCAUGUGGUCUCUACUGCACCCGUAUUUAGUGUCUGUCCUUCCCUGAAGAAGAAAGAGUGCAUGACAACACUAAAAACGGCUGUUGGGGAGAGUAGUUGUAAUGCCAUCACUGACCACCGGUGCUGAAUCAGAUGUUGUUGGUCAUUUCUUGACAGAGUGAAAUGCUCGGCUGCAUCAGAAUGGCCAUAGAUAACAUAGCAGAGAAAUGCCAACGACUCCAUACUACACCUGUAGAAUCCAUGGACGUGGAUUCAAAGUUGAAAAUUAUUCAGGUGAGUACUGUAGUCACGCUGUUACUAGAGGUUAGUGUGUGGCUGUCCCAUUCAUCUUUUUGGGGGUUUUAAGUGCGCAGGGACCAGCAUCGUAUUUUCGUAGAAAUUGGCACUGUACACAAGACUCCAAGAGUCUCCAGAAAAUUUUAAAAAAGAAGGAGAAAAUUGUAGUGCAUAGAGUACUACAUUUAUUUUCUGGGAGCCAAACCUUGGAUGAAGAUCCCGCGGCAGCUUGCUGAGAACUAAAAUGAUAUCCUUGAAGCUGAUCGGGGAGUUGAGUAAAGCGAACUCAUGGCAAACAGGAAGCAAUGGAAAACAAGAUUUACUGUGAACGGUGCCUGAGUUCACUCGAUUGAGGAGAGAUAAUUAGCAAUAGCCCCAGCGGAUACGUUUGAAGAAACAUGGGGGGGGGGGGGGGGGGGGUCUUAUUCUGUGAGUGUAUUGUUAGCCUUCUUCCAGAUCAAGUUUAGCCGUACUUUUCAAGUCUGUAUCUUAGCGUAGAUUAUAUGAAAGAUGAAAUUUUGUUGGGGAACAGGUAAUUCAAUUCUAACCGUUACUGUGUGUGUGUUUUUUCUCUUAAUAGGAACAUAUUGUAGAACACACCGACAUUGUUAAACUAGCCAGACUCCCAGAAUCCGCAGCGGCUGGUGAAGGUCUUCAACCCAGUCCCUCAAGCAUUCUAAAGAAAGAUUCCAGAAUAUCCCGCCAUGCAGUGCUAGACUCACCAUUUAAGUCCAGUCCCUCCAGGGGUGUUCGAAACUUGCAGAUGGGUCUGCGAUUUGCAGCUGAUGUGAAACAAUCCUAGCACUCGUUUGUCGCGUAUGCAAAUGAGCAGCGAGACUGUAAGGAGAAUGGGGCGGCUUUGCCGCUCGUUCGCGCGCCCCUCUUGAGCACGUUUCGCAGCUUCUUUCUCUCUCGCCAAACGAAA
This is a messenger RNA of Porites lobata, 7274 nucleotides long. The record is from the annotation of a GenBank genome assembly. NCBI's taxonomy places the organism in Eukaryota, Metazoa, Cnidaria, Anthozoa, Scleractinia, Poritidae.